AAUUUGUUGAUCAGUUGAGACUUGAGAGCAAACACCAUAUUGAACUGACGCAAGAAGACACAGAAUAAUAUGGGAGUGCAAGGGACUUUGGAAUACUUGUCUGAUUUACUCAAAAGCACCAAAAAGAAGAAAAAGAAGCAAACCCAAACAGUAGCUCUCAAAAUCAGAAUGGAUUGUGAAGGCUGUGCACGCAAGGUUAAGCAUGUCCUUUCCGGCGUUAAAGGAGCUAAAUCUGUGGAUGUGGACUUAAAGCAGCAGAAAGCAACCGUGACCGGAUAUGUUGAGCCAAAGAAAGUGCUGAAGGCUGCUCAGUCCACAAAGAAGAAGGUUGAGCUUUGGCCUUAUGUUCCUUACACCAUGGUUGCUCACCCAUAUGUUUCUCAGGCCUAUGAUAAGAAGGCACCUCCUAAUAUGGUUAGAAAGGUUGCUGACACUGGCAAAGUAUCAGAGAGCAUCGUGGACGAUAGCUACACACAAAUGUUCAGCGAUGAGAACCCAAAUGCCUGCUACAUCAUGUAAUUUGUAUUUCUAUAUUAUGUAGAUUAAUUAAUUAUAUGCAUAAUAGAUAGAUAAGAAUAAUUAAGAUCGAUGUCACUUUUUGCAUGGUACAACUAACUGACUAAGACUAUAUAUGCUGAUU
Molecule: messenger RNA, 640 nt
Organism: Lotus japonicus
Lineage: Eukaryota; Viridiplantae; Streptophyta; Magnoliopsida; Fabales; Fabaceae
Product: heavy metal-associated isoprenylated plant protein 24
Exons: 2
Coding region: 70-519 (149 amino acids)
Molecular function (GO): metal ion binding
Source: RefSeq, a predicted model, not a curated record